UUUCACGGUCUAAGGCGCCUGGCCGUCGAGCACGAUGGCUGCGGUCGGCCCGAGGACGCGACGCACCUUGGCGGCCGUCCGGGGGAAUCGCUGGGUGAAGGGCGCGUCAUGAGGGACACCUGCUGCUGGCGCCUCGCUGGUACGGAUGGUGACGUGGACUGCAUGCAGACAACAGCCGACGACACGACAGCAUGAGCAUAUGCUGUGAAUAUAUGUCGAUGAAUGCGUACCGUCCUGGUUGUUGCCUGGUUGGAUGAUGAAGAAAAUCCAUGAGAUGAAUGGGUCGUCUGAUGACGUCAGCCGAUGCGCCUGCCCACACCACCCACUGGCACACUCGUAUGCCAUCACGUGUGAGCAUCCGUUGAGGGGCGCGUGCUGCGAUUGGGUCAUGAUGCGGUCGAGGUGGCCACCCCGCACACUCCUGACACACACAUCAAUAACGCACCACAUAGCCAUUCGCCCUCUCAUUGGGUGCCGUCCAUCCACUCACCGGUCAACCACCACUGUUGUUGGUGAGUCGAUGAAGCCGCCCACAGCCAACAGCCGGUGACGCAGCACCAGACGCUUCAGCAUGGAACUCGCCGAUGCGUAAACAAGCCCGUUGUUGGCGCCAACCGUCGCCCAGCCCACACCGUUCUGCCACACAAGGCAGCUGCGGACGGGCGGGUCGUGUGUCUUGGCGUGGUGGGUGAACGGGUGCUGCGAGAAGGGAUGGACGGGGCGGCUGGGGAGGGGGAGGGGCGGGUUGAGUGUGAUGGUGAAGUUGGGCUCGUUGCGGAUGAUCCGGACCUCGUUGUUGUUGUGGCGGAACAGCUCGAGUGUGCCGUCAUGCUGGCCGGUGGGGCGGCGGAGGGCCACAUAGCGACCGACGAGCAUCCACUGAGCACAGAAACGGGGCAGCGCCAAGAAGUCCUGCAUCCAACAGCUCACAUCCAGCGGCUCUCCCAUUGCCUCUUCUGUGUGUCGUGCUUACCGCCUUGGUGGCGUGUGUCUGCAGAUCUGCAGCACCCACAGUGACCGGCAGCUGGCAGUAGCCGCAGUGCUCGGCGACGCUGAGUGUGUCGCCCACCUCCCCCCAGCCGCCCUCGCCCCCCUCCUCCAUCACCCACAUGGCCUUCAUCACAUCGCCGUGGCUCAGCUGAUCGUCGAACUGCACCACCCCGCCCACCCUCGCCCGCUCGAUGGCCUUCGGCAGCCGAAGGCGGCGGACGAUCGGCCGGAGGGCAUUUCUGAUGGGCCGGGCUGUCGACUUGAGGUUGGAGACGGUGGUGAGGUCAGACAGUGCCAGGAUGACGCUCAUGGGACUGGCGGGAAUGUCAGAGAUAUGCAACAGUCGCGCCUGAUGACACACACACAGAAGGACAUGCACCACACACGCAUAAGAGGUGCACACCACAUCAGUUUGUGUCUUGUGUUUGUGCCUGUGGUCAGUCACUCCCCCACCUGUGUGCGGCUAUGUCGUGUGAGUGCGAUGGUCGAGUUGAUGGUGUCUGCCAACUCGGCCAGCAGGUCGGACACCGCAGCAAAUUGACGACUCACCUUGGCCACCAUCUGACGAAUGAAUCAACACGAUGAGAGCAACGCCAAGCAAAGCAGACUCGACAGACACAGAGAGAGCUCCGUGGUGUGUGGUGUGUUUGGCAGCCUGCCGCACCAGUGGUGCCAUCGCAGCUGCUGCGGUGUCCAUCCACAGGAGUUGGUCGAUGCAGCUGUUGACCUGCACACGCACACCGCACACACACAAGCAAGCAGCCGAUGAGCUUUGGAUGCACUGACUGCAUGGAAUGGAUGAGGUGGUUGGUGUGUUGGUUAGCUGGCUACCUGAGCCUGCUUCAGCCGAUAGACUUGUACCCGGGGCAGCAGCUGCUCCCGUAUCGCUGUCAUCGUCUGCAGAGAUUCGCAUGACAAAGCCACAGACAAACAUGCCAUGGAUCAGAUCACGCGCUUUGCUCAGGGGGGGGAACUGUCAUUAACCGUAACACUCGUCUGUGUGUCCGUGAUACUCAUACAAAUACAGUCCCAUCAGCACGCAGACUCAAACAGGCUCAAGGGGAGGAGGGAUCAAUUUCCGCCCCAUCAGCACACCCCAGUCCCGCAAACCCUCCCCUCCCUCCCCCACGCAGACAGAAGCUAGUCGCACGCGCGAGGGCGAUAGACAAGCGAGAGCGAAUCCAUCCAGACACAUGACUGAACCCCCGACCCUUCCACCCCUCCUUCUCCAACAGCGCAUGAGCCAUGUGGGCGAUGAACACGUUGGCAUCGUGUCCCCACACACCGUCACACGUCACCACCAGAGGGCAGAAGGUCACGCGGGAGUCGCAGACGGCCGAGCGGUAUUUCUUCUUCUUGGCGGUCUCGUGCUGCUUCAGGAUGGACUUAGUCGAUCGGUUCUUGGAAGCGUAAGACGUUGCGUCAGGAUCCGUAAUACAGAUGUCAAACGACGCAGCCGCCUGCCGCUCCCACACGCCCCGAGCGACGAUGUCCGCCCUGACCCCACCCUCCCCCUCCUCUCCCUCCUUCAACACCACCUCCCGACGCACACCGCGCUUUGCUCAUGCUUUGCUUGGCCUGCAGGCUUCUAUUCCCUCACCCGAGUGGUGACGCCGUCCAUCCUCAAGGUGUCUGAAUCAAACUGAUUGAUGCUUGGAUGCUUCAACAGGCUUUGCUCGUCUCCGUCAGUCAUCACACUGGGAGCAUUCCCGCCAUUAAAUUCGACGCUGCUUUGAUGCAAUGAGCUCAGGAUCUGUCGCCCAUCGUGAUUGCAUAGCUCACGCCAGGAGAAAC
Messenger RNA from Vitrella brassicaformis, 2784 nucleotides. NCBI's taxonomy places the organism in Eukaryota, Vitrellaceae. The record is from the annotation of a GenBank genome assembly.